Pantherophis guttatus is the source of this 3654-nucleotide messenger RNA. It is a transcript of the gene TTLL6, whose product is annotated as tubulin tyrosine ligase like 6. NCBI's taxonomy places the organism in Eukaryota, Metazoa, Chordata, Lepidosauria, Squamata, Colubridae. The record is from RefSeq and is a predicted model, not a curated record. Gene Ontology annotation, molecular function: tubulin-glutamic acid ligase activity; tubulin binding. Gene Ontology annotation, biological process: microtubule cytoskeleton organization; protein polyglutamylation. Gene Ontology annotation, cellular component: ciliary basal body.
CCCGGCAGCUGUUCGAAUCUUCUCCAUGACAACCAUCUCUGCUCCAGCCUUUCUCUCCACGUCCACAUUUCCUCUUUGAUGUCACCUAAUUAAAACAAAGAAAGAAAGGCAUCCCGGGAUUUAAUUUGGACCAAUGAGAAAGCGGGAUGUUUUGUUCCUUUCCAAUGAAUUUAAGCAGAAGGAGUUUUUCAGGUCUCGGAUUCAGUUAAUCUUCCGAUUGACUUGCAGCAGGCGACAAGACAUAAGAAAAACUCAUUAGCCACAGAAAAAAAGAGGUGGCUGAUGUGAUUACUGCUUUAUCCCGAAGGAGCAUUAUUACUAUUGUUGCUGUCAUGAAAUCAUUUAUUUAAUUAGACAUCAAGAUGACAAGCGCAACUUACUCCUUCCAUUAUGAACAGAUCUGGGAAGAGUCUAAAAAUCAUUCUAAGGAUUGGAGCCAGAGAAUCAGGUGGACUGGAAAUGGAGGAAAGUAUACUGGAUGCCACUGACCAGGAAACGGUGAUGUGUGAAGAGAACAGCAAAAAUGAUUCGUGUUCCAAUGCUAUUGUCAAGAAAAAAAGGAAGAAAAAGAGAUGACCAGUGAUAAAUCUGACCAACUGUAAAUAUGAGAGUGUACGUCGGGCUGCCAAAAUGUGUGGGCUUCGGGAAGCAACCGAGAUGGAUGACUGGACCUUGUAUUGGACAGAUUAUUCUGUGUCUCUGGAUCGGGUAAUGGAGAUGAAAAGUUAUCAGAAAAUAAAUCAUUUCCCUGGAAUGACAGAAAUCUGUAGGAAGGACCUUCUAGCCAGGAAUAUGAGCAGAAUGUUAAAGCUUUACCCCAAGGAAUUUAACUUCUUUCCCAAGACUUGGUGUCUUCCUGCUGACUAUGGUGAAUUGCAGGCCUUUGGGAGAUCAAAAAAACAUAAAACCUACAUCUGUAAACCAGACUCUGGUUGUCAAGGCAAAGGCAUUUACAUCACAAAAACUGUAAAAGAUAUCAAACCUGGGGAGGAUAUGAUCUGCCAGCUCUAUAUCUCAAAGCCAUUUAUUAUUGAUGGUUUCAAAUUUGAUCUUCGGAUUUAUGUGUUGGUGACAUCAUGUGAUCCACUACGAGUAUUUGUUUAUGAGGAGGGACUUGCACGUUUUGCAACAUCUACGUAUUCAGACCCAUCACAAAGUAAUUUGGACAAUGUCUGCAUGCACCUGACUAAUUAUUCAAUUAACAAGCACAGCGCUAAUUUUGUACGAGAUGAAGAUUCUGGUAGUAAGAGGAAGCUGUCUACCUUUAAUAAGUACAUGGAGCAAAAUGGUUAUGAUACAAGGCAAAUAUGGAAGGAUAUUGAAGAUGUUGUUAUUAAAACAUUGAUUUCAGCUCAUGCUGUCCUCAAGCAUAAUUACCUUACUUGCUUUCCCAACCACACCAUGUGGAGUGCUUGUUUUGAGAUCCUGGGAUUUGAUAUUUUGCUGGAUCGAAAACUCAAACCAUGGUUGCUUGAGGUGAAUCAUUCUCCAAGCUUCAGUACGGAUUCAUGGCUGGAUAAAGAAGUAAAAGACCAACUGUUAUAUGACACUCUGGUAUUGAUCAACCUAGGAGUAUGUGAUAAGCGCAAAAUCUUGGAAGUAGAGAAACGGCGAGGAAAAGAAAGGCUUCUCAAGCAAUGUCGUAAUCGUGAAGCCAGAGCCGAGGAAUUUAAGAACUGCCAGGCUGUGUGGCUUCAGCAAGCAGAGGUCUAUGAAGAAAACAACACAGGAGGUUAUCGCCGAAUAUAUCCUGAUUCUGAUUCUAUCAAAUAUGAUAAGUUUUUCCAACAGAAUAGUUCACUUUUCCAGGAAACAGCAGCUUCCAGAGCUCGUGAAGAGUAUGCAAGGCAUCAGCUGCAGGAACUGCGUCUCAAGCAAGAACAAAAACUUACAUUGAAAGAAAAGAAGACUGAAUUCCCAGGAGAGUCCAGUGGAGAAAAAACAAAGAUUCCUAGGCCAAAGACAGUAAAUAGAUCAACUAUACUGCCAGCCUCGGUCCAGACUCAGAUUUGUUCAGAAUCAGGACCUGGGACUGUUGUCCUGCUUGAACAUUUUUCGGAUGAACAAGAGCCCAAGAAAGAAGUGAUCUGUGAAUUUUCAAGUAUUUCCCCACAUAAGAGCCCUGAAACUGAUAACCCAGAGUAUUCUGCAAAGCAUCCAGUGAGGCCUUACAGCUCUGUGCCUAAUUUGACGUGUCAGAAUUCAUCCAGCACUCCAGAUCAAUCUAAUUCCAGGCCAGAACUGCGGAAUACUACUAAUAUUCACCAUUCUGCAACUAAUACGAACAUUAGAACAAAACAUCAAUCUCCAAAUGAAUUUACAAAAGCAUGCAGUAAACAAAACUCGUAUCAUCCUGACAAACAUUUUCCAGCAAUGAACAAACAUCAUGUGAGGAGCAAAACUGCAAAAGACAAGGCUGUCUGUGAAACGCCAGCUGUUAAAAAUUUCCACCCAUUUGGUGAAUUGACUUUCCAGUAUGUUGGAGAAAAAGCAGUUUCAUCACACUCAGCAGUCAAGGCAAUGAGAAAGAACUUUUCUGAGAAUGGCAAGGGGAAAGCAUCUUUCUUUAUUUCAGAAUUUUUCAGCAAAAAUUUUACAACAUCUGAGAAGCAAUUAAAACAUCUCUGUCAACUCCAGUCUCAACACCCCACCAAUCGAGCAAAAAGUGCUUCCCUCCCCAGAGAAAUCGUAGGGUCCAGAAGUGCUUCUGGCAGGAAGCCAGCAAAAUACUAUAAUAUUCACUUCAGCCUGCAGAAGCCAACAAUUCAGCAACACAGCUUGCAAGAUUUGCUGGUGAUCUCACAGAUGAACAGCCAGACCACAAGACCUAAUGACCCGAGAGUGAGAAGUAGUCCUUAUUCUUAAGGGUCUAAAUGAAUUCUUUGCAAGCACUGGAUAGCGUUGGAGCCCAGAAGAAUCAGCUUUCUAUCAAAUAGAACCCAGAACUAUUUGAACUAUUCAACUAUACAUUUUCCAAGCAUAAUCCUAUUGAAAGAAGCUCACAGGCAGCUAACGAAGUUUGAGCUAUGAACUGAUAGGGUUUUUUUUUUUUUAGACUAAGUGGAUCUUGAGAUAGCAGAAUGUCCUGAUUUUUCUGUUUCUUGAAGAAAUAUGUAGCUAUCUAUAAUUUUCUAAAUGAGAAAGUCCUCUUCUGUACAUUUUUAAGAAAAUGAAUGCUGCACUGAGUUUCAAAUAUAGAGAUGUGAUCUUUUGUACUAUUCCCAGUCAUGUAUUUCUGUACCUCUGCCUUGCUAUGCGUACUGCAGACUGACUCCUAAGGACUGAACUUGAUCCAACAUAUAGUGGGGGUUUUCCCUGAUUUUAUUUUUAAAUAAAAAAUAAGCCUUGGAGGUUUCAGUAGAAAACUGAAGUGCUAUUUAACUAUUCCCCUCCAGUUAUCUACUCAUUCAAACAUUUCCCCAUUCUAUUAUUUUACCUAUUGUGGAAACAUACAGGACUCAACAGUAUCUCCUAUUCUGCCUUCUGGUUUCUAUUGCAGCUCCCAAAGUUGCUUUUCAUUUAAAAAAAAAUCAGGGGAAAGAACUAUGUGAUAAUUCAUAGAUCUAAAUAGAGUUUUUAAAAUGGCAAAGAUUCUUAUGCAAAGGGAUUUUGUGUUUCUCAGUGAAAUAAACCUUGAAUCUGUAUGAUUUUGCA